AUGCCUCAGAACGAGUACAUUGAGCGCUGGACCAAGCUCCACGGCAAGCGCUUCGACCACGACGAGCGCAAGCGCAAGAGGAUCGCGCGUGAGGGCCACGAUGGCAGCAAGAAGGCGCAGAACUACCGCGGCCUGCGCGCCAAGCUGCACGCCGAGAAGCGCCGCAAGGAGAAGAUCCAGAUGAAGAAGACGAUCCGCGCGCACGAGGAGCGCAACGUCAAGACGUCGGAGCCCGCAGAGCCCUCGACCGAAGCCCUGCCGCAGUACCUGCUCGACCGCAGCAACGAGAAGAACGCAAAGGCCCUGUCCAGCGCCAUCAAGCAGAAGCGCAACGAAAAGGCCGCCCGCUUCUCCGUGCCCCUGCCCAAGGUCAAGGGCAUCAGCGAGGAGGAGAUGUUCAGCGUCGUCAAGACGGGCAAGAAGACGGCCAAGAAGAGCUGGAAGCGCAUGAUCACAAAGCCCACCUUUGUCGGCCCGGGCUUCACCCGCCGCCCCGUCAAGUACGAGCGCUUCAUCCGCCCCAUGGGUCUGCGCUACAAGAAGGCAAACGUCACCCACCCGGAGCUCAGCGUCACCGUCCAGCUGCCCAUCAUCUCCGUCAAGAAGAACCCGCAGAACCCCCUCUACACACAGCUCGGCGUUCUGACAAAGGGAACCAUUAUCGAGGUCAACGUCUCCGAGCUGGGUCUGGUCACGGCUGGUGGCAAGGUCGUGUGGGGUCGUUAUGCUCAGGUCACAAACAACCCCGAAAACGACGGUUGUCUCAACGCCGUCCUGCUCGUCUGA
This is a messenger RNA of Ascochyta rabiei, 786 nucleotides long. Its product is annotated as Ribosome biogenesis protein. Gene Ontology annotation, cellular component: preribosome, large subunit precursor; nucleolus. Lineage: Eukaryota; Fungi; Ascomycota; Dothideomycetes; Pleosporales; Didymellaceae. The coding region runs from base 1 to 786 and encodes 261 amino acids. The transcript has 3 exons. The record is from RefSeq and is a predicted model, not a curated record. Gene Ontology annotation, biological process: maturation of 5.8S rRNA; maturation of LSU-rRNA.